ACUUCCCUUUUUCAUAAAAUUUCCAUCUUCAGUCGCAUUUUAUGCCAAAAAGAUUGAGAUAGGUUAGGGCUGAAAUACGGAUAAUGGAUUUUGGAAAAGCAGAAUCAUUAAUAUUUGUUCAGGAGGGAAAAAGUGAAUUGAUAGCGCGAUUACAGCAACCUCCACAUUCUGUGAAACUUGAAAUAGGAGAUGAGAAAAAAGAAGCAUUUGAAACCUAUUGUGGUCAGCAGACAGAUCAAAAAAGACUGUUUACUGAUGUAGAGGGGAAAAAGAAUAGGAAUGAUUCAAACAAAAAAUAUUGUGACCGCAGAAUUGGUUUGUCGAAACAGGCAUGGGAUAGAUGGAACAAUCUGAAGACAUCUCUGAAUGUACCCAGCCACAGUGAACUUGCUUGGCUGCUGAUGGAUUGUUGGUUUGAAAGACAAGAAUCUUCAGAACAGCAAACAAGUACUGUAGAUUCAUCAUUAAGUCAAACUACAGGUUUAGAUGCUGAGAAUGUAAUAAAGUUAGAGAAUGGUGAGAUUAAGGUAGAAAUUAACUCUGAUAACGAACAACCAGAAUCAGCAUCAAAUGAUUCUACAGAUGUAGAAUAUGAUGAGCUUGUCAACUUUGUGAAUAACAGGAAGAAAACGGAUGUUGAAAAUGUUUGCUCAAAAGAAAUGGAUCAUACUGAAAUGAAUUGUUCCACAGAAAACACCACAAUAAGUAAUACAGGUGAACUAACAGGUUUCAAUAAGAAGAUUGAUAAUACAAACACUCCCUAUGAUCCUGAUUAUAACCCAAAAGGUGAUACGUGGAAAAAAAGAGUACCAACAAACUUGAAGAAGCAUAUACCUAACUUUAAAACAGAGCAGGAAGGGAAGAAAUUUAAAAAAGCAUCACAAAAUGGCAAAAAGGAAAAGGGCAAAAUUCCCGAACCAAAGAAGCCAUGGGUAAAGAUACAGUUAACAGAUCAUGAAGAUAAAUAUAAAAUAGAAACUGUAGAAUCUUUUGCAAGAAUGAACCGCAAAAUAGAUGCCAGUGAAAAUCUAUAUUGUUGCUUAGUUUGUCAGCAUUUUAAAUGUGCUUCCAGAGAUAAAUUUGAAGAGCAUAUAGAAAAGCAUGUGAACAAGGCUUUAGAGUGCGAGUACUGUGAGUAUAUAGCCAACUCCGACAUUGCCAUUCGUGAACAUAAAUGGACCUGUUGCAAAAAUCCAGAGAAAAGCAAUUUAUGUUCAAUUUGUGGCCAUUGGACAGGAUCAAAUGAAAGUAGACGGCUCCACAUGGGAAAGGUUCAUGGUAUAGCGGAAUGGAAAUGUUUAUUUUGUGCAGAGAAGUUCAACACUCGGACAGAAAGAUUAGGACACAUGAGAAUUGCACAUGAGGAAGCCUGCCAGUACUGUGAAUGUUGCAAACGAAGCAAGCACCUUUUAAGUAAAGAUGAGUACAAGAGUCAUUUAGAGAGUUGCAGAUCAAACGUGCAGUGUCAGAUAUGUGGGAUGCUUAUAGCCGCACGUAGCAUACUUAAACACAUGAAUGACAAACAUGAGAAAAUAAGAAAACAUCAGUGUCCAAAGUGUCCAUAUGCAGCAAAAACCUCAAGGAGACUUAAGACGCAUCUCCUUUCUCACGACAAAAUACAUCCACACAGUUGUAGCCUGUGCUCAUUUACCUGUAUUCAGCCAAAUCAACUGAAAUCACAUAUGCGAACACAUACAGGAGAGAAACCGUACAAAUGUAAACAGUGUAAAUAUGCUGCAGCUUGGAAUGUACAGCUCAAGGAACAUGUCAAAGUUCACUGUAUGGAGACAGCUGUGAUGUGUCAGAAUUGUGAUGUAUUGUUCAAAAAUGAAAAGACUUUAAAUAUGCAUAUGAAAAAGGAACAUUUUAAGUAAUAAGUAAAAUUUAUUCAAGAAGUAAUAUAUCUCAUUUAGUGAUUUGUCACUGAAUAAAUCAAUGUGAAGGAAUUAUAUCACUAGUGAUAUAAAAAUACGCAUCUGAACAAUAAACAAUGAUUUUAUUUAAGAGCAAAUCACUAAAUGAGAUAUACCAUUUCAAUUCUAACACGUUGCAAAGGACUUUAAAAUACAUCCUUGAUGGCAUUUAUAAAUAUUGGCCCGUUUUCAAUCGGUUUCUUUUCCAAAGUGCUGCUUUGCCGUUUGACGUAAUAAUUGUUGGAUAAUAAUUCACCGUUUUCAGCCUUCUUUGUUUAAUAGGAAAAUGAAUCGGAUUGUUUCAGAAUAAUGUUCAUUUCAUUACAAUGCCUUAGAUAAUCACUUUUUAAAUAAAAACAUUUCAUUUCAUUACAAUGCCUUAGAUAAUCACUUUUUAAAUAAAAACAUUUACUACAAUAUAUACCUACAUACUAAAUGUG
Mercenaria mercenaria is the source of this 2353-nucleotide messenger RNA. RefSeq names its product zinc finger protein 43-like. The transcript has 6 exons. The coding region runs from base 84 to 1874 and encodes 596 amino acids. Gene Ontology annotation, cellular component: nucleus. The record is from RefSeq and is a predicted model, not a curated record. Lineage: Eukaryota; Metazoa; Mollusca; Bivalvia; Venerida; Veneridae. Gene Ontology annotation, molecular function: DNA-binding transcription factor activity, RNA polymerase II-specific; RNA polymerase II transcription regulatory region sequence-specific DNA binding. Gene Ontology annotation, biological process: regulation of transcription by RNA polymerase II.